This is a messenger RNA of Hydractinia symbiolongicarpus, 4847 nucleotides long. Its product is annotated as rap guanine nucleotide exchange factor 6-like. The coding region runs from base 146 to 4081 and encodes 1311 amino acids. Gene Ontology annotation, biological process: positive regulation of GTPase activity; Ras protein signal transduction. Gene Ontology annotation, cellular component: apical plasma membrane; plasma membrane. Lineage: Eukaryota; Metazoa; Cnidaria; Hydrozoa; Anthoathecata; Hydractiniidae. The transcript is spliced from 36 exons. The record is from RefSeq and is a predicted model, not a curated record. Gene Ontology annotation, molecular function: protein binding; guanyl-nucleotide exchange factor activity.
AAUUUAUUUUUGUUUUUUUAGAAUUAGAGUAAUAGUAAAGCAACAUUAUGAUCGUGUCCAUCGUCAUCAUGAAGUAAAAAACGAAAUGGAAAGUUUAAUUUCACAGUGAGUUAUAUAUAUAUACACAAAUAAAACCGUGGAUAAGAUGUCCACCUACGAAACACCACCACCUGAUUUGGCGACACAGUUUCGAAGAAUUUUAUCCAUACACAAAGAACGUAGAAGCCCUGUUGAUGUCGACAUUAUCUAUGGCCAUUUACGCGAAAUACAAGCUAUUUCACAAUUACCUGAGUCAUCUGUUCGGCAAAUGGCAGAGAAUGCUCGUUAUCAGAUCCAUGAAUCAAAUGAAACCAUGUAUAUGGAAGGAGAUUUAGCUACAUGUUGGUAUAUUUUGUUGUCUGGUUCUGUUUAUCUCGAAGGAUGUAUGUACUUGCCAGGUAGCAGCUUUGGAAAGCAAACAAAGUCUGGUAGAAGGGCAUCAGAUUGUCUCAUUCUUGAAAGAUCAGAAAUGAUUGUGAUUGACUACCCAAAUGACAAUGUUGUAUCUGUCAAACAGCGUUCAUAUUCAAGUGAUAACUUGGACGAAUUGAUUUCAUACGGCUCUGUUCAAAAGCAAUAUCAAGACCGAAGUAGCGAAGAGGAGUUGCCUCAUCAGUUACGUCAAAUGAAAGACAUGCUGCAAAAAAGCGAGCCCUAUCUUGAUCAGAUGGGUAGGCAAGACAAACAUGACACAAAUAAGAAAAAUAUGUACAACGCACGUAAUAGCAAAGGAGGAAGUUCGUUAGAUGAUUUCGACUUGGAUUUAUCUGGUUUAAAGGAGACAGUGGUUGAUUUGGACUCAGAAGAUGAUGAUGAGAUUGAACCAAGUGAGUCUGCCGUUGUCCGGGAUAUUGUUAGGGAUUGUUUGGAAAAGGAACCGUCUGGAAGAACUGAAAAUGAUAUAAACAUAUUGAUGGAUUUCAUGCAACAUUUACCAGCUUUUAGCAAAUUAACACACAACAUUAAAGUGGAGAUGUGUAAAGUAAUGGUAUUUGCAGUUGUUGAUAAGGCAGGAGCUGUUGUUAUGUCUGAUGGAGAGGAGAUGGAUUCAUGGUCUGUCAUUUUGAACGGUUCAGUGGAAAUUGUAUUUGAAGACCAGUCAACACAAACGCUGCAUCUUGGUGACCCAUUUGGAGUGGAAACAACACCUGAAACAAUGUUUCACAAAGGAACAAUGAAAACACGCGUAGAUGACUGCCAGUUUGUAUGUAUUGCACAAAAUGACUACUGGCGAAUCUUUUCACAAGGAGAAGCCAGUUGUCAUACAGUUGAAGAAGAAGGCGAGGUAGUCAUGGUUACAGAACACCGUGUCACUGAUGGUGGCAGUAGGCAGGGACAAGUUGUUAUCAAGGGAACACCAGACAGACUACUGGAUCAUUUGAUGGAAGAUCAUUCAGUUAUCGAUCCAACUUAUGUUGAAGACUUUCUCCUCACUUUCGUUGUGUUCUUCAACAAGCCUCAUGAUAUUGCAUCCAAGUUAUUAAAAUGGUUCGAACGACCUCAACUAAAGGACAAGGUCACCAGAGUCAUGUUGUUGUGGGUAAAUAACCAUUUCUCAGACUUUGAAGGCGAUGGUUUCAUGGAGGCUUCCAUGGAACGAUUUGAAUAUUUACUUGAAGCGCGAAAGAUGGUGGGACAGUUACGGUUAUUAAAUAUGGCAUGUUCAGCCAAAUCAAAACCACGAAUUAUUACGUUGCAACGGCCGUCCAAAGAAAGUAGACUUGAUUUCUCCAUAUGCGGAGGAAAAGAUAGAGGUUUUGCGAUUUUUAUAUCCAAAGUUGAUUACGACUCCAGAGCAUCGGACCUCGGUUUAAAACGAGGUGACCAAGUACUAGAGGUCAACGGACAAUCAUUUGAAAAUAUUACAGGACCUAAAGCGAUAGACGUUCUAAUGUCACACGCCCAUCUAUGUUUAAUUGUUAAAACGAACACGAUUGGCUUUAAAGAAGUCAUACAGCCAAGUGUACGAAAAAGUCGCAGCAACAAUAGUUUGGAUGACAGCCACAAGUCUUCUGGUCGGUUAUCACUUAAUGAAUUGUUGCCAGGCAAGAAGAGUGGUGGUAUCAGUAGAAGCGCGUCUGACGUCAAUUAUAAUAAAGGAAAAAAGGGUUUAGAAGUCCCACACGACACAUCAACACAUUCGUCAAUAUCUGGCAGCUUGACGCUACCCAGAAAUAGCAAGCUGCGGAAAGCAAUCUUAAAACUAACUCAUUUACCUAGGUCGUCGAGCGAGAAGGAGAUUAACAAGAUAGACAUGCAAAACGAUAAUGGUCAGCAAUUCACACGUUACUUCACGAGGCCUGCUUCUGAUAAAAUUAACCAACACACUUCAAACGAUUCUAACUCACACAAUGCUGGGGAUGACACUAUGGAUUUAAACAGCCACGUUAUAAAAUGCUAUAGAGGAGACCACACUAGUCGCUUCUUCGUACUGACCAAGGAUACCAUAGCCAGAGAGGUUGUUGCCACUGCUAUCGACGCGUUUGGUAUCACAGAUUACGCAAGCAAAGCAUACUUUCUCUGCGAAGUGACUGUAACAGAGGACGGAUUAAUCAAACAAAAACGGUUACCCGAUGUUGCCAACAACUUGGCUAAUCGAAUUUCGUUAAACGGCAGAUAUUAUAUUAAGUCCAGUAUAUCAGAAGGGCCGAUAUCAGAUGAAGUGGCACUGGAAAUAUCAAGAGAAGCUAAUUUGACAUUGUUUCAGCUGUCUCCAUUAGAUAUCGCCAAAGAAUUGACACUCCAGGAUUUCGAACUUUUUCGCAACGUGGAUUCAAGAGAAUACAUAUACAAUUUGUUCGAAUCGAAAAACGAACGAAAAUCGAAAAACUUGCGAUGUGUAGAACAGACAACCAACACAGAAAUGUUUUGGGUUAUUAGCGAGAUAUGUUCCGAAAUGAAUAUUACUAAACGAGUUAAACUGUUAAAGUACUUCAUAAAAGUGGCCAAAUUCUGCAAAGACUUUAAGAACUACAAUUCCAUGUACGCCAUUAUAAGUGGACUCGAAAACUCGUCUGUAACUCGAUUAAAAAACACAUGGGAAAAGUUGCCACAAAAAUACGAUAAAAUAUUGCAGGACUUGAAAGAGUUAAUGGAUCCGUCACGAAACAUGUCAAAAUACAGAAAUUUAUUUAAUGGAGAUAAAUGUUACCCACCAUUGAUCCCUUGGUUUCCUAUUGUAAAAAAAGACAUCACAUUCUUACAUCUUGGUAAUGAUACCAAAGUUGAUGGUCUGAUCAACUUCGAGAAACUUCGAAUGAUAGCUCGAGAAGUACGAAGAAUAUGUAAAUUCUGUGCGAUCGGCUAUGACCCUUACAAAAUGGACACCCUACAGGACAACCAGGGCGAUGGCUCAAACGUUGCUUUAUCUGUUGUAAGCAUCAUGUCUGGUGCUCCCAACAGAAGAAGUGGACGUGGUAGUAUAGCAAUGAAUAAUCCAAAGAAAGCAUAUGAAGAGUUUCAAACAAGUCGUCGCAUUCGCCAGUACUUGGAGAAGUUGUCGUUCAAAGAGUACAACGAAAAAGAACUGCAAGAACUCUCCUAUAAUUGUGAGCCACCUCCGUCCUUAAACACGCCUGUUAAUUCACAAAAACGAAAACCCAUGUCACCACUACCGUCGCCAGCAGAUCAUAAACGUAAAGAAGAAAAACUAACGAGCAAAUCAUCGAACGCUUCCAUCAGCAGUAGAGACAGCCGAGAUUCUGACCGUAUGUCAAUCAUAUCAGCUUCUGCGCCUGCGCCAAUGUCACAUGCUUUACAUACACCACCCACACCACGUGCUGCUUUCGGCGAGGAUGAUCAUAAACACGAUAGUUUCUCGCCACGAAAGAAGCCACUUCCAAACUCUAUUGACGACACAGCAGCGCAUAGACCGUUUCUUUACUCAGAUUCUUCAAGUACCUUAUCGUCAAGAAAUGGUUCAGUGAAAUCAAUCGCUUCUUCAGGAUAUCAUCCUUAUCCAGAAUUUGUCGUCGAUACAGACCAAAUGGAAUCUCCGACACAUUUUGACGAUGAUGAUCACGGACAAGUAUCGAUGGUGUAAAACGUAUCUGGGGCACAAAUCUUUCUACUGAAUGCUGGAAGCGUUGCCCAAGAUCAGCUGGAGCCGCCCACUGGUUCUGUUACGCAAAAAAAAUAAGAAAUUUGACUUGUGCGACUCUAAUGCUACGCUACUCGGAGAUGGUCUUUCAAAUGAAAACAUAUUGUAUAUAUCGAGACAAAACAAUUUAAGAAAAUAAACUCGAUUAACCAAACAGUAAAUAUGAUUUUUAAUUACGCGCCAAUUUUUUUGUUUACAAAGCUGUGAAGAUGUGUGCGACAGUCAAAACACGAAUUAUAUUUCUUGAAGAUGACGUUUUUAUUGUUGGAAUAUUAGAUUUAUAUUUUAAAUGAGAUUAUCAACAUUGCCGUCUUUUUUAACCCAUAAAACCCAUGCUUAACCGUUAUGCUUAGAUGACUACAAAAUCUAGGAACCUUUCGUACCGAAAUCCUAAUCUUUUGUUUGCUCUUUUUAUUAACGGUGAGAGGCAUAAACGAAGUUGUAUUGUCUUAUAGUUUUUUAUGGUGUGAUUGCUAACUCUACAAUCUAAACACAGUGUAGCUGCUAACUUUGUUUGAAGUAGUUUCCUGGGUAACGCCAGCAUCACACACUUAAUUAACAUCUGAUGUGUUGAAAGUUGUGAAACGAGUGACGCGUACAAAUAACAAUAUAUAAAUAGCUAAAUUUCAUUAUAUGUGUAUCAUAUGUUUUAGCAAAAUGGAGUUGGUUUUAUUGUUGACUUGGCAAAUAUAUUUUUGUAUAGAAAUAA